AUGGCUUUCGACAAUGAUUCGGAUGUCUACGAGGAUCAUGCAGAGCUGUAUCACUCUGGCAAGCGCCUCAUUCUUACGCCACAUAAGUCACCUGCACCCUUCGGCUCGUCUUUUUACCCGGAUCCGCCAAAUUUGACAUCGAAACAAAUGAUUCCUACUGAUGAGGAGAAAAGCUUUUCACGUACGCAACUGGUCUUCUCUGAGUCCAACGGUCCCCUCGACUUCGACGAGACAAAGCAAAAUGAUAAAAGCAGCCAGGUGCAUUUGGAGAUCCUCGACAUGGUUGAUGGUGGAUAUGGUGCUCAAUACACCCCCAGGCCCCAGAAAGUCUUGUGCAAGGUGGUCCAGACGGCCUCAGCCUCUUCUGACAACAGCGAGAACAAAGCUCCUGUGCUUGAACAGCUUGUCUUCUUGAAGCUUUACGAUCCUUUGUUCUGGCCCCUGAAGGUUGAUCUUUCCGAGUUCUGCUUCAAGGUCACUGUCCGAGCGGGCUUUGCUCAUAGCAACGAAGUCGGCGCCUACUCUCAUCUCUUCAAAGCAGGUUUGACAGGCUUCCCACACCUGGCUCCUCAAUAUCACGGAUGCUGGACCGUUUCUGCCACCAGCGCCGAUCCUAAGUACGCGGGAAAAGUUCGGCAUGUGGUUGCGCUGGCCUUAGAGUAUGUUGAGGGGCGGUGUCUGAGUGAUCUUUUCCAGCCAAGCGGGCCCUUUCGGGAUCGCUUCCGAUCCAGUUGGUCCAACCCACAGGAGCCGCCGACCUACAUCUCAGCUGACGAAGACACUCGUCUCAGCAUCAUGGAAAAGCUCAUGGAUGGACUCAUAUCGGAGGAAUUCGUCGACGUGAACCACGGCAAUUUUCACCCAUCAAACAUGAUUAUUUCAUUGAAAAACGGCCAGACCACACUCGAACAGCCACGAAUCGUCCAGAUCUCAUACCGCAGAUCCAAGGUGACAACUUUAGGACGGGAUCCCUACAAGGCCUAUCUCUACUUCGCGAAGAAGCCUCAUCCGUUCAUACGAUUCAGCAUGGGCAGGCUUGCGCCUUUCUUUGGAUGGAUUCCCCCAUCAUGGGAAGGCCAAAACCUCGGCCGUGACACGCCUCUUUUCCUGUAUCGGUGGUUGGCUAUCACGUUCGGCCCAUUCGUCGAUAAUCCAACAUAUACGUAUCGUGGAAGUCCACCUGCUGAUAUGAUAGUGGAUGCCAAGGGUACUGUCAGCCAAUACUCCAUGUACUUGGAGAACAAGCGCCUUGAGGAGAAGAGGCACCUUGAGGAGAGCAAACCCGACGAGAAUUCGGAGGAGAAGAGGCCUCGUGAGGAGACCGUCUUGGCUGCGGAGGUGCUCUAG
This is a messenger RNA of Colletotrichum chrysophilum, 1347 nucleotides long. RefSeq lists its product as uncharacterized. The record is from RefSeq and is a predicted model, not a curated record. NCBI's taxonomy places the organism in Eukaryota, Fungi, Ascomycota, Sordariomycetes, Glomerellales, Glomerellaceae. Bases 1 to 1347 code for a protein of 448 amino acids. The transcript has a single exon.